Messenger RNA from Poeciliopsis prolifica (blackstripe livebearer), 2964 nucleotides. RefSeq names its product G-protein coupled receptor 22-like. Gene Ontology annotation, biological process: G protein-coupled receptor signaling pathway. The coding region runs from base 1314 to 2630 and encodes 438 amino acids. Gene Ontology annotation, cellular component: membrane. The transcript has 5 exons. Gene Ontology annotation, molecular function: peptide binding; G protein-coupled receptor activity. Lineage: Eukaryota; Metazoa; Chordata; Actinopteri; Cyprinodontiformes; Poeciliidae. The record is from RefSeq and is a predicted model, not a curated record.
UAUUACAAUGGAAAAACAAAAAAACAACGCAUGGAUUGGAUGUAGUGAUAAAGACGAUCCAGAAAGCCCUGAAUGAAAAAUUUAUAGAAGUAUAAAAAUGAGUUAAAUCUGCUCUGAAACCAAAUAGUUAAGCGUAUAGAUAUAGAAGAGAAAACAGAAAAAGAUUGCUACAGACAGCCAGUGGAGGAGGAGGAGGUGAUAUGAGUGUGGAGUGCUGCUGGAGACAGGAAAAGCAUGACAGAGAAACAGACAGAAAGAAACACAGCACAGAGAAGAGAGAAGAAGAGAGGAGAGGAAGAGCAGCAGCGUCUCCAUGAUUACUCUAGCCUGUCUUGCUGUAUGCUUUCUGCUCUUUAAUUUUACAUUCUGAAGGGAUUCAACAGCGUACCGCAGACGACUCAUUGAUGGGGAAACAAGCUAAAGCUCAGCAUUACCUGUGGGCAGCAGGAUAUCUUUGGUGACAGAUGACAAAGCUUCACACAGAAAGAUCGUACUUCUCAGAACCUGAAUGGGAGCAGAAGAUAAUCUCAGGAGAAGUGAUGUCUGGGGAACAUGCUUGUUCUCUGCCUCCCCAACAGCCACUUCACUUCAACCAUUCACAAAGUAUUAAGGAUGUCCAUAAUGAAGGCCACUGGAGACUUGAAUGUUCUAAAAGGUCUUGCCACCACAUACAUCAGGAUAUCUAGCCUUUGGUUCAACAUUUGGACUUAAGGAAUCUGAAGAGGAAAUUGCUUUGAGAAACCACACAAAGUUGCAUUCCUUCCUUCUCAGUUUUACCACAAGAAAAACUGUCGUAGUUUUUCUUGUAAUUUUUUUUUUCUUUGAAGAUAAUAGCGAUUGGUAGAGCGAAGAAGAACUGUUAUGAAACUGUCAUUAUUUUGCCCAGGAGAUGACAACAGUUCAAGCGCAAAGGCACAAUGACUAGAUUGCGCUUUGUAUGAAAGAAACCAUUGAUCUUCGUGCACCACACUGAUGCUGCAAGGCACAUGAGGGGUGGCUGGGUGCUGCUUCUGCUUGCACUUGAAUAUCCCUAAACAUAAAGAUCACUAAAAACACUUCUGGAUUUUUUAGUAAUUAUAUUAAGUUGAUAAAGAAAGGCCACUUUAAAUCCCAGGGGCAAAAUGGGAAGUGACUUCAUAAAGUCUCAACAUAGCGGGAUGACGUGACAUGCUCCAAUAGGAUCCUUGUGGCAACUGUGACAGCUGAGCCAAGAAGACAGUAAUGAGAGGGAGCGGUGAGUCAAAGCCUGAUAUCACACCUGUGUUUACUUGUCUUCAGUCCAAACCACAAGGUGACAUCUUACUAGCAGGACAAUGCACACAUCUGCUAUCCUGAUCUCUGUCGCUAGAAUGAGCAACAUGACUGUGCAAGACACACCUAACCUCCUUGACCAAACUUCAUCUGAGGCCAUUCAUCCGAUCAGCUUCCAGGUUUCCUUGACAAGCUUUCUGGUUUUGGAGGUCGUGCUGGGCCUAAGCUCCAAUCUCACAGUGCUGGUCCUCUACUCCAUGAAACAGAACCUCAUCAGCUCCGUUUCCAAUAUCAUCACCAUGAACCUUCAUGUGGUGGAUGUGUUGGUGUGUGUAGGCUGCAUUCCGCUGACAACUGUGGUCAUCCUACUUCCUUUGGAAACAGACACGGCCUUGAUCAGCUGCUUCCAUGAGGCCUGUGUGUCUUUUGCAAGUGUGGCUACUGCUGCAAAUGUCCUGGCCAUCACAGUGGACCGUUAUGAUAUCUCAGUUCGACCAGCAAACCGUGUGCUAACAAUGGGUCGAGUUUUGGCUCUGCUAGGAUCCAUCUGGGCUUUAUCCUUUUUCAGUUUUUUGGUUCCAUUCAUGGAAGUGGGUUUCUUCAUCAGAUCUGGAACAGAUCUUGUAAACCAGACUGCAAUAGUGAAAUUCUCUCAGAUGAAUGAAUAUUACUCAGAGCUAGGCUUAUACUACCACCUGCUAGCACAAAUCCCCAUAUUCUUUUUUACAGCUGUGGUAAUGCUGGUAACUUACUAUAAGAUCCUUCAGGCACUUAACAUUCGCAUUGGAACACGCUUUCAACACAACUUACCCAAGAAAAAGAAAAAGAGCAAAAACAACAUAUCUUUGAGCACUGCUGCACAAGCAGAGUCUACAGAAGCUUCACAGAGCAGCACCGCAGGCAAGGGUAGUGGAAAUGCACCUUUAGGCAUGCGGACAUCCGUAUCGGUCAUAAUUGCACUAAGAAGAGCGGUGAAACGCCAUCGAGAGAGAAGGGAAAGACAGAAACGAGUUUUUAAGAUGUCUCUUCUGAUCAUCUCUACAUUCCUUCUGUGCUGGACCCCAAUAACGGUCCUUAACACAAUCAUACUCAGUAAUGGUCCCAGCGAUCUGACUGUACGCCUUCGCCUUGGUUUUCUGGUAAUGGCAUAUGGAACCACCAUCUUUCAUCCUCUCCUAUAUGCCUUCACUAGGCAAAAGUUCCAGAAAGUUCUCAAAAGUAAGAUGAAAAAGAGGGUGGUGUCUGUUGUGGAAGCAGAACCAACACCAAACAAUGUGGUCAUCCAUAACUCCUGGAUAGACCCCAGGAGAAACAAAAAGGUCACGUUCAAGGAGACUGACCCCAGACAAAAGUGUCUUUGCUCAGAGGAAGCAGAGUGACAGACUAAACUCAUGUAAAUGUCAAGAAAGCACACAGAAAAGUGAAUGAACUAAAACAUAUGGAUGAGGCGCAGAAAGGAGAAAACGUUGGAAAAAAAGUGAGAAGCAAAAAUCAGACCAAACUUUUAGAUGAAGCUGAAAAUCAGGUUGACAUACAGUAUGUAGGAUGAAUGCUAAAAUGAUGGUGUCAUUGAGAAUAAAGGGAUUGUUAUGACAUGAACCCAACACUUGUUUAAGGUUUUCUCUCAGAAAGAGACAUGGGUUAUACUAACUUAAUGGUAUUUAUUGUAGACUCUCAGAGACUGAAAUAAAAAGUUAUUGUUGAAAAACUGUA